Lactuca sativa (garden lettuce) is the source of this 489-nucleotide messenger RNA. RefSeq names its product photosystem II protein D1-like. Gene Ontology annotation, cellular component: chloroplast thylakoid membrane; photosystem II. Gene Ontology annotation, biological process: photosynthesis, light reaction; photosynthetic electron transport in photosystem II. NCBI's taxonomy places the organism in Eukaryota, Viridiplantae, Streptophyta, Magnoliopsida, Asterales, Asteraceae. The record is from RefSeq and is a predicted model, not a curated record.
AUGGCUUCACGAGCCUGCGACUGUUAUCGUUUGUUGGCUUACUGGUUUGAUACUACGAUCAAGAUUUUCAACUCCAUCAUCGGUAUUGCUUGCGUUGAUAGCGCUUCGAUGCACAAGGACAUCGGUUACGGCAUCCAUCACGGAAGCUGUAACUACGGUUUGGAAAGUAGCGGCGUCCAUAGGAAAAGUGGAGGUGCCAUUAUUCCUACUUCUGCAGCUAUAGGUUUGCAUUUUUACCCAAUAUGGGAAGCAGCAUCCGUUGACGAAUGGUUAUACAAUGGUGGUCCUUAUGAACUAAUUGUUCUACACUUCUUACUUGGUGUAGCUUGUUACAUGGGUCAUGAGUGGGAGCUUAGUUUCCAUCUGGGUAUGCGACCUUGGAUUGUUGUUGCAUAUUCAGCUCCUAUUGCAGCUGCGACUGCUGUUUUCUUGAUCUACCCAAUUGGUCAAGGAGUGAAAGCGUUUCCUUACAAUCAUUCUUAUGAAUGA